Eutrema salsugineum is the source of this 765-nucleotide messenger RNA. RefSeq lists its product as uncharacterized. Gene Ontology annotation, molecular function: nucleic acid binding. The record is from RefSeq and is a predicted model, not a curated record. Bases 1 to 765 code for a protein of 254 amino acids. Gene Ontology annotation, biological process: DNA integration. The transcript is spliced from 3 exons. Lineage: Eukaryota; Viridiplantae; Streptophyta; Magnoliopsida; Brassicales; Brassicaceae.
AUGGUUUCUUUGAGACAAGCUUAUCCCCUUUACCAACUUCUGAGUGCCGAUCUUUGGGAAGGAUCACAUCAUGAACCCUACCUCUAUGUCCUCAACAAGGAUCAUUUGUGCAGCAGGUGUUUAGCUGAAGAAGAGGUUCAAGGGGUUCUACAAGAGUUCCAUGGGUCAGCUUAUGGAGGACAACUUGGUGCAUUCAAGAAAGUUGCUAAAGCUCUCCAGUCAGGUUUUUGGUGGCCUACAAUGUUCAAAGAUGCUCAAGGUGUGGUGUCUAGAUACUAUGUGUCUAAGUGGGUAGAAGCUGUAGCAAGUCCCACUAAUGAUUCCAAGGUGGUUGUUAAGCUGUUUAAAACCAUCAUCUUCCCAAGAUUUGGAGUCCCAAGAGUGGUGAUAAGUGAUGGUGGAAGUCACUUUGUGAACAAGACCUUGGAAGGACUCCUUAAGAAGCAUGGAGUUAGACACAAGUACAAAGCUUUGUGGGCUGUCAAGUUGCUUAACUUUGACAUUAAAGCUGCUCAAGAAAAUAGACUUCUACAGCUUCAUGAGUUGGAAGAGAUAAGGCUCAAUGCCUAUGAGAGUUGUAAGAUUUACAAGGAAAGAAAAAAGACUCUCCAUGAUCAGAAGAUUCUUAAAAAGGAGUUCAAGGAAGGAGAUCUUGUUCUCUUAUUCAACUCUAGACUCAAGCUAUAUCCAGGGAAGAUAAAGUCUAGAUGGUCAGACCCAUUCAAGAUUCUUGAAGUAAGGAGCUAUGGAGCUGUGGUACUUUAG